Molecule: messenger RNA, 4343 nt
Organism: Spirometra erinaceieuropaei
Lineage: Eukaryota; Metazoa; Platyhelminthes; Cestoda; Diphyllobothriidea; Diphyllobothriidae
Source: the annotation of a GenBank genome assembly
AUGAUCAACGAAAAACUGAUCUAUGCUGAAGAACCCGGCUGCCUUUUUAAUAAGAAUCGUAUCUCCAAUGCCAAUGAACCCACUCUCACCAUAUAUGACGCAAAUGCUACCCAGUGUUUUUUGCGUGUGUUGCCGGUAGAAAACCCUUUUAUUGGGUUAGUAGUUCAGCAGAUGUUUAAUCAGAUUUUAUCUCAAAAUUUUUUUCUAAUGUCUGCUCCGUCGUUUUUACUUAUUUUGCUCCGAGACCUUUAACUGAAUUUAAGAUUUAUGGCGACGGAUGCAAAUUCAAAAUCACUCCUAUCUCUAGAUGGUUAAAUUACGUUGUCUUAAAAACGGCCGCACUGUAGAUGGUUUAUUGAGACUUCGGAAAUUGGCACUCACAACUGAACUAGGCUAGGUCAAUUUCAUAAUCCCGCAUCAACUGACAUUCUUCUCCGCUAGGUCUCAUUUCCCUGAUGUUAAGCAUUGCUCAAAUAUGCUAUUUUUUCGCUGUUUUGCUUUUCUUCUUAACAGGGUCUGUAUUUUAUAUGCGUAUUCGUGUCUGCUCCUCACACGACCAGGUAUGAAACCUAGUAUGUUAAACGAUCGAAAAAUUUGACCCGUAAUCAGAUCAGAAUAUAAAUUCUGAGGUCUGGCUUGUCGUAUAACAUCGCGUGGCCCACAUCCAUUCAUGCUUUUACCGACUGUUUUCAUUUAUAUCUCGGUCGUAGACAUUGCGUUACUCAACUUUCAGCAGAUAUUUCCGCAAGGUUACGGCAUAUGGCGAUGGUCGGAAAAAGGUAACAUGUGGAGCGUCUGACGCAGUUAUGGGAAAAGCAUUUCCGUCGGCGAAAACGGAAGACGGCCCUUGACGCGGAUGCCUGAACCUGCAGCUGCUAUUUCUGUCACGUUGCUGCUAACUCGACCGAACCCGGCUUCACAAUCAAGUUUAAUGGGGCCAAAAUCCUCGCGCGGAGGAGAGAACCGAUUGGGCCCCCGGUCAUUUGACAAGUGCGGUGAUUUCCCGCCAUCGUGUCCUCUGCUUAAACCCCGCCUGAUCUAACUGAGUAAUCACGCAAAGAACGCGCGAGCAAGUACUGUUCUCAGUGGCAGUGUCGAUGAACCCUUGAUCACAAAUGGUGCCAUGUCAGUGGUGGACGACUUGCAUCAUGUAAAACCCUCUGCAGUUAAUACGGGAGCAGUCCGGUUUGGUAGGUGUACAGUGGUAUAACAACUGCAUCCUUUCACCACUGCAAAACCUGUGCGGACAUUACCCUUAUCUAAUUAUGUCACUGAGGAUGAAUUGGAGUGCGGACUAUAAACACUGGACAAAUAAGCCUUUUGUUUCAACGAUCACGUCUCUUCCCUGACUGCUUCCCGGGACCCACAUCUUUGUUUCUAUUGGGAUUCGAAUUUCGGAUGUCACAGUUUCCGAGUUUCUGUGGUGAGGUAUUGGACUAAUUUACCUUUGACAAUCUAGUCCCGUUUUUGGCAGUCUGUCCCUCACCCUGAACAUUGGCGUUCGUCGGUCUUUCACCGGGAUCUUUGUGAUUGCUGAUGUCCCUCAUGCAAUCCUCGGCCAAGACUUUCUUGCCGAGUUCGAUCUCCUUGUUGACUGCCGACGUGCUCGUCUCCUCGACCGCACCACCGGUCUGUCUGUUCGUAGAAUAACUCCCUUUAAUGCCCGCACCAACUUAUCUGUCUUGGACGCAGAUAUUGCUAGCCCCUUUCACGAACUUCUUCUUAGACACUCCAACAUAAUUAACCCCCACAUUCGCAGUGGUGAGGUCCAACAAGAUGUCGUGCACCAUAUCCGCACCUCAGAUCCUCCCGUGUUUGCUCGGCCGAGACGACCAGCACCGGAUCAUUUCCAGGUCGCAAAGGCGGAGUUUGAACACAUGUUGCAACUGACAAUAAUUCAACCGUCUGAUAGCCCUUGGGCGUCCCCACUGCACAUGGUGCCCGAGGCGACAUCAGGUGACUGGCGACCCUGUGGCGACUAUCGUGCCCUCAACAGUGCCACCAUUCCUGAUCGGUACAUCGUGCCUCAUCUUCAGGACUUUGCUGGAGCCCUUUUUCGGCAAAGCGGUUUUCUCGAAGCUUGAUCUGAUGCGUGCUUUUCAUCAGAUUCCAGUAGUCCCUGAGGACAUUCCUAAAACCGCCGUCACCACACUCUUCGGUCUCUUUGAAUUCAUCCGCAUGCUGUUCGAUCUUCGUAAUGUCGCCCAAACGUUCCAGAGGUUCAUUGACCAUGUCUUACGGGGCCUGCCUUGUGUGUGUGCCUACAUUGAUGACCUCUUGGUGGCCAGCCAGAAUGGAGAAGAACACAAAGAGAACCAUGCCUUGGUGUUUGACCGCCUAGACCAGUUUGGCGUUGUCGUCAACCCCUCAAAGUGCGUGUUGGGUGAGCCCUCGCUCGAGUUCCUCGGCCAUCAUGUCGACUCUGAAGGUUUGCGUCCCCUCCCCUCCAAGGUUAAAACAAUUCGUGAUUCCCCUCCAUCAACUUCCAAGCGUCAGUUACAGCGAUUCCUCGACAUGGCCAGUUUUUACCACUGAUUCCUAACGAACUGUGUUGAUCUCAUGUUGCCGCUCACCAACAUGCUUUCUAGUCCCAAAGGCACCCUCGAGCUGACUGGUGAAGCACUGACUGCUUUUGAGAGAAUCAAGAAUUCCCUUGCCACGCCACCUUACUCACCCAUCCCGCUCCCGAAGCUCAGCUAUCCCUGGUGGUAGGUGCUUCGAUCGUAGCCGUAGGUGCAAUCCUUCAACAAAACCUUGCUGGUUCGAGUCGACCACUUGCCUUUUUCUUCAAAAAGCUCUUACCAGCUCAGCCACGUUACAGUACCUUUGGUCGUGAAUUACUUACCAUUUACCUGGCUGCGAAGCAUUUCCGGCAUUUCCUUGAAGGUCGGGACUUCACUGUUUUCACGGACCACAACCGUUAACUUUUGCACUUUGGUCCCACUCCGACAAGUACAAUCCGAGGUAAAUCGCACAUUUGGACUAUACUUCCCAUUUCACCUCUGCCAUCCCCGCAUGUCUUGUUACUCCGCCUAGGCGAAGUUUUAGCACAGAGUAUGGAGUCGGAAGAUCGUUGCACUUGUUGAUGGACUGAGGGCCAGUAAACCAUGCCUGUGUGAUGAUUGCUCGACCAUCUGAUCCACCGAACCUGGAGUUGGGAGAAGUACUCACUUGUGCUCUCCCCGCGUGGCUAAUUACUCCGUCUAGGCGACGACUCAUCACAGAGUAGGGAAGGGGAAGUUCACUGCACUUGUUAAUGGACUGGGGGCCAGUGAACUAUGAUUCAAGUAGCUCCCGGCUCACGCGGUUGUCACCUUUUGCGAUAAUUUUGGCCUAAUCGAAUUUGAUUGUGUGGCCGGAUAUCGUCGAAUGGGCCGCCACACUGAUGGCACGAAGAAUGAGGUGGCUGAUAUGUUGUCCAGAUUCUCACUGUCUUCCCUCCAACUCUCACACGGGAUCGAUGUUUGAGCCAUGGCGGCUGGGCAAUAGCGAGUCGGUUGUCCUGGCGACGAGUCCGUUAGUGGUCUCCAACUCAACGAUUUUCCUCUGACAACCGGCUCUAGUACCAUAAUUUGUGACGUCUUGGCUCCCUUUCAUCGACCUUUCGUGCCGCCUCGAUGCGUCGAGCUGUAUUUCAGACUCUGCAUGGACUCUCCUACUCUGGGAUCCGAGCCUCUUAAAAGCUCCUCGCGGAAAGGUUCGUCUGGCCUGGCAUGAACAAGGACGUCAGAGCGUGGACCCGAUAGUGCCAGAGCUGCCAGCGUAACAAGGUGCAACGUCACAAAAAGUUCCCACCAGACACUUUCCCCAGCCCCGACGCACGGUUCAGCCAUGCGCACCUGGAUGUCGUAGGCCCCUUGCCUCCAUCCAGUGGUUUCACCCACCUCCUUUCCUGUGUCGAUCGGUAGACCCGGUGGGCUAAAGCCAUUCCUUUGCCGAAUGCGCAGACUGAAACCAUCAUGAAGGUCUUCGUUAGUCGUUGGGUCGCCAUGUUCGGUGUCCCAUCCACGGUUUCGACUGAUCGUGAUGCCCAAUUUGAGUCGGCACUCUUCCAAACGCUACUCAGUUUCUUUGGCUGCACACGCAUUCGAACGACAGCCUACCACCCAGCUGCCAACGGUAUGGUUGAGCGUUUCCAUCGGCAGCUAAAGACCGUCCUGCGUGCCGUAGAACACUUAGGAAACUGGUCAGAUAACCUUUCUCUUGCACUCCUCGGCAUCCGCGUAGCUCUAAAAUCUGAUCUGGACUGUAGCGCAGUUGAAUUGGUUUUCGGCACUACCCUCCGACUGCCAGGCGAGAUGGUCACCCCAACCUCUCGUGGGACCGACGAGAUUCCUGGCUAA